Messenger RNA from Staurois parvus, 1083 nucleotides. NCBI's taxonomy places the organism in Eukaryota, Metazoa, Chordata, Amphibia, Anura, Ranidae. The record is from the annotation of a GenBank genome assembly.
AGGACUGAUCUGCAAGAAAUGAAGGUUAUACUGAAGGUUCCAUGUCUAUCUUCACUAAGGAGGUCUGUUCUGGGGUCAGCAAAUCCUUAUCUGAUGACAGUGAGAAAGGUUUCUGCAAGCCCAUUCCAGCUGCUGCCACACACUGGUAGAAAUAGAAUCUUGCUGUCAGCCUUCUGUGUUACAAAGGAAUCGUAUUUCUGCCAAAGGUGGAUACCUUCAUACAAUAGCAUUUUUCUGCACAGAAGAGGAUACAGCAAAAGCGAGAAGCUAUCACUUACUGAUGUGGCAGACAGGAUCAAGCAGGGGGUACACAAGCGUAUUGUGGUGAUGGUGGGUGCUGGUAUCAGCACUGACAGUGGGAUCCCAGAUUUCAGGUCUCCAACCAGCGGCCUCUACAGCAAACUGCAGGAAUAUAAUCUGCCAUACCCUGAAGCUAUAUUUGAUUUAAGCUACUUCUUGCGUGAGCCUCAUGCCUUCCUGCGUCUUUCUAAGGAACUGCUACCUGGACGGCACCUUCCCAAUCCAGCACAUUAUUUUCUGCGGCUCCUAAAUGACAAAGGGUUACUGUUACGUCUCUACACACAAAACAUAGAUGGAUUGGAAAGAGUGGCUGGGAUUCCAGUAGACAAAUUGGUGGAAGCUCACGGUUCUUUUUCAUCAGCCACAUGUACCAUGUGCCUGAAAGAAUACCCAGGCAAGGCCUUUCGUGAUGCUGUGCUGGAGUCUCAAGUCCCUCGCUGUUCUGCAUGUGGUGGUCUCAUCAAACCUGAUAUUAUAUUUUUUGGAGAACAGCUACCCGCUCGUUUCUUCUUGCAUCUCACCGACUUCCCCAGGGCAGACCUUCUAAUUGUCAUGGGCACCUCUCUAGAGGUGGAACCAUUUGCCAGUUUGGUGUAUGCAGUCAGUCGUUCCACUCCACGAGUCCUAAUAAAUCGAGAUAAUGUCGGCCCAUUUGUGGACACUUCAGAUGGACUAAAUAUAGUGGAGCUUGGAGAUGUCACCAGUGGAGUGAAGCAUUUUGUACAACUGUUAGGCUGGGAGCGUGAACUUGAGGAGCUAGAGAAAAGUGGCAAGGUAAUGUAA